AUGAGUACGCCACGCUACAAGGCGGCGUUGAUCGGCUGCGGCAAUCGCAGCCGCAUGCACGUGCGUUCCUACGAGCACGUGCAGGACGCGGUGAUGACCGCCUGCUGCGACCUGAUCGAGGAGCGCCGUACCGGACACGCCGGCGAGUACGGCCUGACUCCGUAUGCCGACGCGGCGCAGAUGAUCGAGCGGGAGCGGCCCGACAUCGUCCAUGUAGUCACCCAGCCGGCGGACCGGGCGCCGCUCAUGCACCUGGUGGCGGAGCUGGGCGUGGCGGCGGCGGUGGUGGAGAAGCCGCUGGCGGCCCGUGUCACCGACUGGCGCUCGCUGGUGGAGUUGGAGCGCGGCUGCAGCACCAGGUUCACCGUGAGCCACCAGUUCCGCUGGCACGUCGAUCUGACCCGCUGCCGGGCGGCGCUGGAGUCGGGGCGCCUGGGCGCGGUCAAGUUCCUGGAGACCUCCUGCGGGAUGAACAUCUCCAAUCAGGGUACCCACGCCCUCAACUACAUGAUGUCGCUCAACCGCGACUCGCGGGUAAAGAUGGUAUUCGGCGCCGCCAGCGGGAUGAGCGGCAGCGAUCCGACCCACCCCGCGCCCGACACCAGCGUGGGCUACCUGCUGUUCGAGAACGGCGUGCGCGGCAUGUGGAACGCGGGCACGACCGCGCCGCUGAUCGGCGAUCCCGACACCACCUACCAGCACGUUCGGGUUGCGGCGUACGCGGAACGCGGGCGGGUGCUCUACGAGGAGUUCCGCGACUGGGAGAUCGUCGGACCCGACGGAAUCGAGCGCGGCAACGUCGGCGAUACGUGGGCCGCCAACAACGUGCUGGCGCAGGCCGCGCUGAGCCGUGCCACGCUGGACUGGCUGGAGGACCCGGCCGCGCUCCCCGGCACCAACCUCAACCAGUCGCUGCACGAGUAUCGGACCGUGCUCGCGCUGUACGCCAGCACGCUGCAGCGGCGUCCGGUCGAGAUGGCGUCGUUCGAGCCGGACGACGACCUGUUCGAGCAGCUUACCGCGGCGCUGAGUUGA
This is a messenger RNA of Geodia barretti, 1035 nucleotides long. NCBI's taxonomy places the organism in Eukaryota, Metazoa, Porifera, Demospongiae, Tetractinellida, Geodiidae. The record is from the annotation of a GenBank genome assembly.